Molecule: messenger RNA, 945 nt
Organism: Plasmodium yoelii
Lineage: Eukaryota; Apicomplexa; Aconoidasida; Haemosporida; Plasmodiidae
Exons: 3
Coding region: 1-945 (314 amino acids)
Source: RefSeq, a predicted model, not a curated record
AUGGAUUAUGACCUGUGUGAACAGUUUGAUACAUUGAGAAAAUAUUUACCCGAUGACUCAAGCAAUUCUACAACUAAUGAUAUUAAUAAUUUAGGGAACAUUAAGUAUUACUGCUCUAAUGUAGCAUCAGAGAAAGCAGAAUGUAAGACAGAUAUCGAUAAAAUUAAGGCUGGAUGUUUAUGGUUGUUUGAGCAAUUGUUUUUGGAAAAAAAAAAAAAAAAUAUCAAUACAGUUGAAUACAUUAUCAUAUGGUUAAGUUAUAAACUAAAUCAAAAUACAUAUGGCGGAAUCAACAAUCUAAAUGAUUUUUACAAUAAACAUAUAGAAAAUAAUACGCAUUAUACUAGUUGUAAACAAGGUGGUGUAGAUUGUAGUAGCCAAUUAAAUGGUAAUACGGGAUAUACAAAUUAUAAGGAAAUCAUAGGUAAAAGAACGGGAUUGUUGAGUACUAAUAUUGGAAAUAUGUCUAAAAUUUAUGAUGCAUUUAAAUUAUUAUGUAACAUAUAUACUGAAAUUAAUGCAAAAGACACACAAAAUAAGAAAUAUUUAGAAAAUGCUAGUAAAUUUGUUGAAAAAUAUAAUGAACUUAACGAUCCUAAUAAUACUAAAGAUGAAGGCUAUUAUCAAGUAUUGUCUACAUUAUUAAAUGAUUAUAAUAAUUUAACAAUUUUUUGUGAUAGUAAUGGCGUUGAUUGUAACGAUAUUCCAUCCCUUACAUCGUCAGAAACAGAAGAAAGUGGUAUGCAAAGUUCUGAAAAAAUUUGUAAUGAUACACCAAGCUUCUCGAUAGUAAAAAAAUUAAUUCUAGCUUUAUUAAUAUUCAGUACAAUAUCAAUCUUUUUGGGAAUUUUUUUUAAGUGUUCGUUAUUUGUAUUACGGAAAAGAGCUCAAAAAGAAUAUUUAAGAGAAAAACUAAAAAAUAUAAAGAAGAGAAUGAAUCAUUAA